AAUGAAUGGGAUGCGUUGACGAGUAAUGCUAGGUAUUAGAAGCAUAAGUGGGAGUGGGUAAACAAACAAGAUUUGUGUGAAACAUGGCAUCAGAAGAUCAAGUGAAGCUCUUGCUCAUAAGACCAAGUCCCUUUGCAAUGAGCUGCGCCCUUGCUCUGAAUCACAAGGGGGUGAAAUUCGAGGUUGUGGAGGAGAAUUUGCGCAGUAAAAGCGAGCUGCUCCUCCAAACAAAUCCUGUAUACAAGCAGGUCCCUGUUCUUCACCACAACGGAAGGUCAAUUUCUCAGUCUCUGGUCAUACUCGAAUACAUUCAGGAAGCCUGGCCAGAUCCUUCUCUGCUCCCACAAACGCCCUACGAAAGGGCUCUUGCCCGAUUCUGGGCCGAUUACAUUAACAAAAAGUUCUUAGAAACUGGGCUGAAAUUGAUGAAGAGAUUCGGGGAAGAGCAUGAAACAGCGCGGAAAGAUAUUGUACAGCAGUUUGAGACUCUGGAAAAGGGUAUGAUCGGCGACGGCCCCUUUUUCUUGGGCAGCAGGAUGAGCUUGGCAGAUGUUGCCCUGGUGCCCCUGGUUCCAUGGAUGGCCUCUUUUGAGGCUCUCGGAGACUUGAAAUUCCCCGAUGCGCAGCAGUGCGGUCGUAUGCACCGCUGGCUGGCUGCCAUGCGGGAAAAUCCAAAUGUUAUAGCUUCUGUUCCUGACUCUGACUGGCUAUUGAAUAGCACCAUCAAUGUACGACAAUAUAUCUCAGAGCAUCAUCCAGGAGGAUUGUUGGAGGGAGGAGUGUAGAAUUGGGUUUAGUAUAGCCCUUUUCCUCUUCGUCUUUCUGCCAUAUUUUAAACAAGAACUGUAGUGUAGCCUACGUAAGACUGUAAAGGGUGUUUUGUUUCAAGCUUAAUUUGUUUUGAUGUUUCAGUUCUGGUCAUGGCGGACACAUUUCUGUUCUUGUUGAACCAAUUUCUGUGUUAACAGUUUCGAAAACCAGGAUUUGAUUCGAUCGAUACAUAUUGAACAAGAGCUGCAAGCAGCGAAGUUCCUGCGGGGAGUCAUUGCUUGUUGCUUGUGUUUACUGAUCUAGAUUUGUAAUUUUGAACCUGGUUGCUUUGUAGUUUACUAAUACUUAAAAUAUAAACAAUUUCUUAUA
Molecule: messenger RNA, 1140 nt
Organism: Cryptomeria japonica (Japanese cedar)
Lineage: Eukaryota; Viridiplantae; Streptophyta; Pinopsida; Cupressales; Cupressaceae
Product: probable glutathione S-transferase parC
Exons: 2
Coding region: 84-785 (233 amino acids)
Biological process (GO): glutathione metabolic process
Cellular component (GO): cytoplasm
Molecular function (GO): glutathione transferase activity
Source: RefSeq, a predicted model, not a curated record